UUCUGGUUUAGAAUUGGAAUUGCAAUGAGGAACAUGAAUAUUUUGAUUGCCCUGUGUGUGGCUGUGGGGUCAUUUCCCUGCCUAUUGGGAAAGUCGAAAACAUCGGACGUUGGGUCGGAUUUGGGGAUGAAGAUUUUCGAUCAGGUUACCAAGGCCCAACCAACAGAAAACAUUGUCAUGUCUCCACAUGGAAUGGUAUCAUUGCUUUGGAUACUGCAAUUUGGAGCUGAUGGAGCAACAAGAAAGCAAUUGAACGAGGUUUUGAAAUACAGCCAACAUGGUACUUAUAAACGGCUCAAAAAGGUACACAAGUCAUUAACUGCAGGCAAAAGUGAGGAUGUCGUUGCUUUUGCUAAUGGAAUAUUUGUACCAAGUGACCUUGUAUUAAAAAAAAGCUUUAUUGAGCAGUGUUCUAAAAUCUAUCAAGCUGAGCCGACAAAUGUGAAUUUUGCUGAAUCUGAAGCAGCUGCAUCAAUAAUCAACAAAUGGGGUGAUUCUCAUACUAAAGGUAUGAUCACAGAGAUAAUUUCCCCAAGCACUCUCGAUGAAGCUACCAAGCUUGUCGUCGCCAACGCAAUAUAUUUUAAGGGUGCGUGGAAAUCUAAAUUUGACGUAACAAAGACGAAUGUGCAAGAUUUCACUGGAGCUGAUGGAAACGUGUAUCAAGUUCCCAUGAUGUUCCAAAGUUCAAAAUUCAUGCUUGGUAUGGCCAGUACGCCUCAGAACGUUGAAUAUAAUGUUCUCCAGCUACCAUACAUUGGGGAAGCCUGCAUGUUUUUUAUCCUUCCAGUGGAUAGUAGCACCGCACUCACUGAAAUAACUCCUCACAUCAAUGUAAAUAGUAUAAAUGCGUGGAAGAAAAUCAUGAAAAUAAUGAAAGUUGACGUUACUAUCCCUAGAUUCGCUGCUGAGUCAGAGACUAAAUUGGAGGAACUACUUGCGCCUCUUGGAAUCACAAAUAUAUUUGAUCAAGACAAAGCAAAUUUCAAAAAGCUCUCUAAGGUUCGUGGUCUGUAUGUUUCCCAAAUCCUACAUAAGGCUAAAAUUGAAGUAAACGAGGGGGGUACGGAGGCCUCUGCAAUGACAGCUCUGGACAAUAUCCAGUAUUUUGUUGCAGGAUGUGAAUCCUUUAUAAGAGAAUUAAUUGUUUUUGGAUUGCUCCGAAUAUCUGCACAUGCCCCAGAACCUGUGGGUCCAUAA
Molecule: messenger RNA, 1200 nt
Organism: Amblyraja radiata (thorny skate)
Lineage: Eukaryota; Metazoa; Chordata; Chondrichthyes; Rajiformes; Rajidae
Product: glia-derived nexin-like
Exons: 7
Coding region: 25-1200 (391 amino acids)
Biological process (GO): negative regulation of endopeptidase activity; negative regulation of plasminogen activation
Molecular function (GO): serine-type endopeptidase inhibitor activity
Source: RefSeq, a predicted model, not a curated record